CUAUGUCGAUCCUCACAAGACUGCAGAUCUGCCAAGAAGCGCUGAAAGACAGAACGAUCGCAAAGUGACAAGAUCUCCCCAUGCUGCCAGACAACAUCCACAACGGUAUAAGACAACAAAAGCCAAAGCAACAGCAGAAAUAAGACGAGGAACAGAAGGAAACGUCUGCUGCAGUUGAACCAGGGAUUGCCAUUGGAUCACUUCCACUUUAUACCGGCACAUAGCGACUUGCUCUUGAGGAUAAUCAUAUGCGCAGACGCCGUUCUCUGGCCCAAAGUCGCGCGUGCAGAGUGGAGGUUGCGCUUGGAAGUGUACGAAACUUUUUUUGUUUGUUUGUUUGUUCUGUUUUGCCUGUGACGUUUUGAAAUUUGAUUUAUUAAACGUCGACUUCACGUUAUACUGUGGCGAAAUAAGGAGGACCGUAGUGUGGACUUUCCCCCGUUUCUUUAUUUAUUCUUAUUUUAUUUGGCUGUUAUUGUUAUUAUUUAUGUUAUUAUAUUUUCUGGAGGAGCUCUACCGUUCAAAAAGUUCAUUUUAGUGGAUUCGACGCAGGUGCUUCAGUCCUGAAAGGCAGAAUGGAAUUGUUACUUUGACCGACGAUAUCACACCGUUCAUUCAUAUUCAUAUUCAUAUUCCGCUAUUAAUUGUUUUGAGAGCCAGAGACUUUUCAGUGACGCUCGCCGCAACAAACCACUGGAAUUACAAUCAUGAACUUUGUUGUUUAUUCAAUACAAUUAUUUUUUGCGGCUCUUCUUCAUCUUUCUGCUGUCAAGGCUGCCCACAUACCCAAAGAAGGGGGGAAGAGCAAAAAUGAGGUGAUUCCCUUCAUGGUUGUGUAUAAAAAUAGUGCGUGUAAGACUCGAGAGAUGCUGGUAGACAUCAUUCAGGAAUAUCCUGACGAGAUCGAUCACACCUACAUCCCGUCCUGUGUGGUUCUCAUGCGCUGUGCAGGCUGCUGCAAUGACGAAGCACUCGAGUGUGUCCCUACAGAGACGCGCAACGUCACCAUGGAGGUACUGCGAGUCAAACAACGUGUAUCACAGCAUAAUUUUCAACUGAGUUUCACAGAACACACCAAGUGUGAAUGCAGGAAAAAAGAAGAAGUCAAAUCAAAGAAAGAAAACCACUGUGAGCCUUGCUCAGUGAGAAGAAAGCGCUUGUAUGUGCAGGACCCUCUCACCUGUAAAUGUUCCUGCAAAUUCACACAAUUGCAAUGCAAGGCCAGACAACUUGAGUUAAAUGAAAGAACUUGCAGAUGUGAAAAACCAAGAUGAUGAGCGGAGCACUGGGAAGAACACUAAAUGAAGGAUUUUUCUAUUUUUUAUUUUAUGGCACAGCACUUUUGAACCUGAGGAUGCAUUCCCUGUAUGAACUGUUAACACUACCCUGAACAAAAGACAGAAAAUGAGAUGAGGGCAGGAGAUAUCAUCCCAAUGUUUAUUUUUAAGAUUAUUAUUUUUUAAGUUUAAUAUAUAUAUAUUGACAACAUGUCGCUGCUAUCACCUACAAACAAGUAAAGGAAGACGCUGCUUGGCGUGUGAAUGGGAUAUAUUUCAGUGUCACUGCACCUGGGCCUGUGAUUGGAGAGCACACAGUGAGGUAAUGCUCCACUGGAUUGGCACGCUGUGGAUUCAUAUUUAAAGACUCGGUUCGAAUGUCGAAGACUUCACUGAGAGAUGCAAAAGACAACCUCCAACCAUUUAUAUGAACACUUACAGACUGUCAAUCAAAGUACAGGAAGUGACAUAAUAGUGAUUCUUUCUUGGUCCAGGCACAGGAUACAAAUGUGGAAUUAUCUCUUUCUGUGAUGUCACUCUUUCUAGGGUGAAGUCUUAGUCAAAAAGACACCUGUACUGAUUAACAUCCAAUAGGACUUGGUGUGAUAAUACUAAAGGGAUAUUACAUGUAUGUAUAUAUAGAAAUGUAAACAAAAUGCAAAUUCUGGAACAAACUAGUUCUGUUCACCGCAGUAGUAAAAGAAAAGUCAAAUAUUUAAUGUUCGUAAUGUUUUCCAAAGAGAAUACUGCACACAGCUUUUGGAGCUGUUAGUUACCACACAAUAUCUGUUUAUACAUAUCUACUGUAAUAUCCCUUUGUGUAGUUCACUACAUCUAAUUUAUAAUGUUAUAAUAUAUUCAGUAUUCUGUGUAUUUAAUUUGAUCUAUUUAUAUGCAGUGUUGAUGAUAUUGUUUCGCUUUUUUUUUUCCUAUCGACAUUGUCACCAAUCUGAAAAACUGUGGACGACUUUUAUGGAACAAAAGACAAUGAGAGACAAACACUUUAACAUUCCUGAAAGCGCCUUCUUUAGUUCAUAUGAACUUUUUGUAUCAGUGAUUAGUUUGGUGGAGACCCAAAACUUGCAGUUUUGUGAUCGAAAUACAAACGUUCUCUUUUUGUGAAAGUGCCAGAAAUUAGUUUUUGUUUGUUUGUUUGCCAUGUACACCCACAUUUUCAGUAUAUUUUCACAGUAAUAUAUUUAUUGGUGCUGUUAAAUAUUAACAACAUUUUGUGUUUUAGUAUAACUAUUAAACAUAUUUAUUUUCAAAUGAUAUUUUUUUUUAUUAAAGCAAAAAUGGA
Carassius gibelio (silver crucian carp) is the source of this 2577-nucleotide messenger RNA. RefSeq names its product vascular endothelial growth factor A-A-like. Gene Ontology annotation, molecular function: growth factor activity; heparin binding; chemoattractant activity. The coding region runs from base 708 to 1274 and encodes 188 amino acids. Gene Ontology annotation, cellular component: membrane. Gene Ontology annotation, biological process: sprouting angiogenesis; positive regulation of mast cell chemotaxis; vascular endothelial growth factor receptor signaling pathway. Lineage: Eukaryota; Metazoa; Chordata; Actinopteri; Cypriniformes; Cyprinidae. The record is from RefSeq and is a predicted model, not a curated record. The transcript has 7 exons.